This is a messenger RNA of Mesitornis unicolor (brown roatelo), 817 nucleotides long. RefSeq names its product toll-like receptor 7. Gene Ontology annotation, biological process: toll-like receptor 7 signaling pathway; canonical NF-kappaB signal transduction; positive regulation of interleukin-6 production. The annotation marks the transcript as partial. Gene Ontology annotation, molecular function: pattern recognition receptor activity; protein binding. NCBI's taxonomy places the organism in Eukaryota, Metazoa, Chordata, Aves, Mesitornithiformes, Mesitornithidae. The transcript has 2 exons. Gene Ontology annotation, cellular component: plasma membrane. The record is from RefSeq and is a predicted model, not a curated record.
AUGGUUAACAUGCACUGGAACGGGCUGCCCAGGGAAGUGAUAGAGUCAGCAUUCCUGGAGGUACCUCGUGCAAAGAUGCCACAUGCAUUGCCAUUUGUCUUCCUCUUUCUAUUUCCGAUGCUGCUUUCAGGGGCUUGGUUUCCCAAAAGUUUACCCUGUGACGUUAAAGCAUCCGAAGAUACUGUGACAGUGGACUGUGUUGAUCGGCGUCUCACAGAAGUCCCCAGAGGGAUCCCUGCAAAUGCUACCAACCUUACGCUGAGUAUUAACCAUAUUCCCCACAUCCAUCCAAAAACGUUUGCUCACCUUGAAAACCUUGUAGAGAUUGACUUCAGAUGCAAUUGUGUGCCUGUCAGAAUGGGGCCCAAAGACUGUGUGUGUACAAUGAGACCAAAGAUUGAGUAUGGCAGUUUUGCUGCCCUGAAAAGAUUAAAAUCACUGUAUUUGGAUGCAAACCAGUUGAUGGAAAUACCCCGGGGUCUUCCCACUACUUUAAGUCUGCUAAGCCUGGAAGCAAACAGUAUCUCUUUUAUCCAAAAAGCCAAUUUUUCAGAGCUAGGAAACAUAGAAAUCUUGUACCUGGGUCAGAACUGUUACUACCGUAACCCAUGCAAUAUUUCAUUUGAAAUUGAAGAAACAGCCUUUCUGGAGCUGAAAAGGUUAACAAUACUUUCCCUGAAGUCUAACAACUUAACUCAUAUUCCACCCAAUUUGUCAUCCACCUUAAAGGAAUUGUACAUUUACAAUAACAUGAUUCAAGUGAUUCAAGAACAGGAUUUAAGUGCCCUUUCCAACCUGGAAAUUCUUGAUCUAAGUG